Molecule: messenger RNA, 919 nt
Organism: Raphanus sativus (radish)
Lineage: Eukaryota; Viridiplantae; Streptophyta; Magnoliopsida; Brassicales; Brassicaceae
Exons: 2
Coding region: 99-722 (207 amino acids)
Source: RefSeq, a predicted model, not a curated record
UUAACUGAAUAUACAGAAAAACAAACUUGCAAUUCUACAAAAAUAAGAAAAUAAUACAAAACUUUAUUUCCCUUUGUCACCAGAGAAGAAGGAAAAAAAUGAUGGAUUCUUUGGCUAAAUGCUUCAACGGACUUCAAGAAAAGUACGAGAACGUUCUAGAAGCAAAACCCAUUUACAGGGACGACUUAAACAUAAAGUUGCCUGUGAAUGGCUCAGUGGUUUCAGUAGAGCCCACCAAAAAGUCUCGUUGCUUGCAGAGAUCCAAGAGGAUUGACAAAUCCCUAAGGUUUGAAGAAGAAGAUGAUGAUGAAGACAUGGAAAAGCCUCUGGCUAAGGAAGAAGGUCAAAAGCCACGUAAGGUUGUGAGGUUUCAGUUAGAGAAUAAUAAGAUAUUCGAACCAAAGAAGCCGGUGAAGUUCGAUCUUGAUGACCAAGAACUCGAACCAGAAGAGAAGUCUUUCGAAGAGAAAGAGUGUUCAAAUAAGGCUGAAUGGAAGGAGGAAGUUGUGAGGGUUAAGAUAAAGGUGACGAAGAAGGAAGCUCGAAGGCUAUUAGCUAACUGGAAAAACGACAAUGUUUUGGAUCUCAAGGAUGUGGUGGACCAGAUCGCACACGUUUCGGUCCAUCAGAUUCAAGUCGAUGUGGUUAUGGUUGCUUGUAACAACCAGAGCCGUCUUUUAGCACGUGCAAGUGGAGCGGUCGAACAGGGUCCAAAAUUUUAGAAGGGUCCGUGAAAAGUUUGAGACGGCCCUGGUAACAACGGGCGACAAGGAAAUGGCUGCUGAUUAUCACAGAUGGAAUACUUUUUUGGGAUUUAUUCUAGAUAAUUGAUCAAAAUUUUGUACUUUUAGAGUAUUAUCUACCUAUCUUUCUAUAUAUUUUGAUAAUACAUUUUUUAUAAGAGGUAUAUAUUCGUCAC